UGUGAGCGCGAGGCAGAGAUACUGAAUAGUUGAUGAGACAAUAGUUAGUUUGACAGAGGGGAAAGAAUGGAAAGUCUGGAACUUAUCUCCUUCUCCAUUCUGGACCGAGCCAGAGAACUGUGAUGGAAAAUUACUCUGCGGCUGUACAUGUGCACGUGUGAGAGAGAGAAAGCAAGAGAGCGAGCGUGAAGACGAAGAGUGGAUUAAAUAGUCAGCAUAAAAGAAAGUCCAGAAAUAAAGUUGUCAGAGAGGCACAGUGAGAGAUGUUAGAGGUGCUUCGGUGAUCACACUGCUUAGUCAGGGCCUGGAAAUGCAGCAUCUCACACCUGAGAAUCACAGCCGCUUCAGUUGGAGCGGGUGGAAAAACCUACUGCUGCCGCAGUUGAACAGACGCUCGCUGUAUGUCUACGGCAGUGAGAUUGCUGUGGAGAAGGAGUGCGUUAGACAGAAAGAGGGAGGUGUGUUGGUCAUCCAUCCCUUCAGUCGUUUAAGGAGUUAUUACAUCAUGUGUAUGGUGGUCAUAACAUUUCUCAAUCUAAUUGGCAUUCCAAUGGAGAUUGCCUUUCUAGAUGGCAACAGUGGAGUAGGUUGGGAGGGUUUUAAUGUGUUCUCUGACACUCUGUUCCUGAUUGACGUGGGGCUUAACUUUCGCAUGGGGAUCAUUAAUGAGGACAGUGAGGGAGCCAUUCUGGAUUUGAAAAGCAUUCGACAACAGUAUUUAAAAAGCUGGUUUAUACCUGAUAUGGUGGCAGCACUCCCAGUUGGUUACAUACUACUUAUUGCGGACCUACAAUACCACAGUGACUCUCCCUCAUCCAGAGCCAGCAAAAUGAUGCGCAUCUUGAUGUUUGUGAGAAUCCUCAGUCUCGUCCGCCUGUUGCGUGUGUCAAGGCUUGUUAGGUUUUUUAAUGAGGUGGAGAGAGUUUCAAAUGCCAACUUGGAGGUGGUGAGGGUGUUCCUAAGAAUCUUGUCAUUAUUUAUGAUGAUUUUCCUGCUGUGCCACUGGAAUGGCUGUAUUCAGUAUUUUGUGCCUAUGCUUAAGGAGUUUCCCUCAGACUGCUGGGUUAGAAGAGAGAAUCUAAUGAAUGCCACAGUGGGAGAGAAGUACUCUUUUGGAGUCUUUCGGGCCCUCUCUCAUAUGACUGCAAUAUCAUACGGUUCCUCAGAAACACCCACAAGCAAGGAGUAUACUUUUGAUCAGCUGAUUUAGCCGAAUGUUCAUUUUAUACCACAGCAAUCAUGAAGCACAACUGCUACUUCUUUUAAUACCUGAUUUUUUUCUUUUUUUUUAUAGAUGAGGCUGAGCUUUGGAUUGUCAUGACUAGCAUUGUGUCUGGAGCCCUCAUGUACACAGUGAUGGUCGCCAACACUGCUGCAAUGAUGACUGAUGUGGACAUAACAGCAAGAGCAUACAAGAAUAAGAUGAAUCAUAUGGAAGAUUAUAUGACUUUCAUGAAGCUUCCCAAAGCCCUUCGUAUGCGCAUCAACAACUUCUUUCAGGCUCGUUACGCAGGAAAAUGGUAUGAUGAGAAGGAUGUCCUGAAGUGGGUGUCUUCAUCUCUCAGAGAGGAAAUUCUGAUGUCCAUGUGCUCGGCCCAUGUGAGAAAAGUUCCCUUUUUCCGGAACUGUGAUAUAAACUUCAUCAAUGCCGUUCUUCUGGAGCUGCAGUAUGAGGUCUACCAGGAGGGUGACAUCAUCAUCCGCCAGAACAUUCCUGGUGACCGCAUGUUCUUCAUCGAGCACGGGCAGGUCCUUGUGGAGAAUGAGUUUUUCCAGAGGGAACUGUGUGAUGGAGACUGCUUUGGAGAGGCAUGUCUCCUAACAAAAGGAAGGUGUUUGGCCACAGUACAAGCUCUGACUAUCUGUCAGCUUUUUUCCUUGUCGGUGGACUCCUUUCAUUCUGUUCUGAAGGACUAUCCAGACAUCAGAAGGGACCUGGAGACAAUUCAACAGGAUAAAGACAUUUUGUUAUGUUGAGAAAGUAAGUUUUAGUUCUAUCAAUGACAACUUAGUUGAUUUGACAGUUUUACUGGAAACCAUUAUAUAUCUUUUCUAGAUUCUUUAACGAAGAACAGCCUUUAUGUGAAAUAGAGAUUUUGUUUCAUUCUAAAUACUUUCUUCUUUACUAGCUAGUUAUUUACUAGUACUUUUGAAUUAUAAAUGUAUCAAUUUAUUUAAAAAAAUCUAACUUACCCCCAAAUUUUGAAUGUGUUUAUUAUAUACACUUUAGAGUUAUGUUAGGUAAGAUAGGGAAAAAAUAUUUUUAAAAAUAUAACAUGCAAGAGCUUAAUACAUUUUGAUCUCUAUUUUGCAUGUCUAUCUUAAUUGAUAGAUGGCUACACUUGCAUUAAUCCCCUCCUGCAGCUUCCUAAGCAUGCACUUUGCCUGCUUUUGAUUUGCCAGCUUUGCUUUACUUGGCAUUUACUUGCUCUAUAUUGGCAUAGAUUUCCAGAUGUGGUUUUGGAAUAUUCUGUUCCAGCUGGUGGAUGUGGGCUUAAGUAUUCCCUUGUUCUACAGUGUAUAACAAGCUGUCUGAAAAUGGACUUUGUAUAGCAAAUAAGGUAUGACUUGGCAACCGCAUUGGAAUGGGAUUCCUCUGAGAAUACUGAUAGGAUGAUUUUAGACUGAUUUGUAGGCCACCUUCUCCAGCUUCUCUACUCCCUCCCUUUCCAAGCGCCCACAGGAGGAUACGCAUAACCAGUGCUCUUACGUCACAUAACCAUGCCUCUUUACGUCUUCCUAUGUCUUCCUCUGAAGUAUCCAGAACAGCACCCACUGGUGGCCUUCAUUUUCCUGUAGAGGGCAUUCAUUUUAUCUGACCAGGUCCUCAUUGUACUGUAGGUUUCUAUCAGAGAAGCCUUGUUUAAAACAGAAAAUAUGUUUAAUGUUUUGGCUAAUAUGUUAGUGCUUUCAAAUAGUGUGCUGAGUUCAGUUUUACGUUAAAUAUGUCCCACAAAAAUCAGCAGAUUAUUUCCAGAAAUCAGCACAGUUGAUGUACAAAUUCUGUUGGAGCCUAGAAAAACUCACCAUAAUUUACAUUAAAAAAAAAAUGUAUUUUGGGGUGAAAGGGUCAAAUCUGCUGUUUCAUAAAAUGACCCAAAGGUUGUAGAGAUAAUUGUAGCUCUGUUUUAAAAAAAAGUUACAUGUUUAUAAAAGUCGUAUUUUAAAAAGAUGUUAA
This is a messenger RNA of Cyprinus carpio (common carp), 3178 nucleotides long. Its product is annotated as hyperpolarization activated cyclic nucleotide-gated potassium channel 5. The transcript has 9 exons. Gene Ontology annotation, biological process: monoatomic ion transport; transmembrane transport. Bases 1318 to 1977 code for a protein of 219 amino acids. Lineage: Eukaryota; Metazoa; Chordata; Actinopteri; Cypriniformes; Cyprinidae. The record is from RefSeq and is a predicted model, not a curated record. Gene Ontology annotation, molecular function: monoatomic ion channel activity. Gene Ontology annotation, cellular component: membrane.